Molecule: messenger RNA, 516 nt
Organism: Caenorhabditis briggsae
Lineage: Eukaryota; Metazoa; Nematoda; Chromadorea; Rhabditida; Rhabditidae
Gene: Cbr-nlp-1
Product: Protein CBR-NLP-1
Exons: 4
Coding region: 1-516 (171 amino acids)
Source: RefSeq, a predicted model, not a curated record
AUGAAAGCCUGUCUCGUAUUAGCCUGUAUUCUUGUGAUCUGCGGGGCUGACUUCCUGCCAAAGCGAAUGGAUGCCAAUGCGUUCCGUAUGUCGUUCGGAAAGCGAAGCGGAUCCGUUGAUGCUCCAUUUGAGGCAAAGCGAAUGGAUCCGAACGCCUUCAGAAUGUCAUUUGGAAAGCGUUCAGUGGAGCAGAAGGAAUCUCAGGAGGAGAAGACCAACGAGAUGUACGAUGAUGGCAAAUUCGAGGAGGCCAAAAGAAUGGACGCCAACGCCUUCAGAAUGUCGUUCGGGAAACGCUCAGCCUUCACAGGCAGUGAGGUAGACGGAGCUGCCGAUGAGGAGUACAUGAUGGAGCCAGAGCAGAAGAGAAUGGAUGCUAACGCAUUCCGCAUGUCGUUCGGAAAGCGAGUCAACUUGGAUCCAAACAGCUUCCGAAUGAGCUUCGGGAAGAGAAGUACUGUCGGGUAUAACGGUGUGGACGCUCGGAACUACUUCGUCGGCCUUGGACGUCGUUAA